Molecule: messenger RNA, 1896 nt
Organism: Ictalurus punctatus (channel catfish)
Lineage: Eukaryota; Metazoa; Chordata; Actinopteri; Siluriformes; Ictaluridae
Gene: kifl
Exons: 5
Coding region: 242-1009 (255 amino acids)
Biological process (GO): microtubule-based movement
Molecular function (GO): microtubule binding; microtubule motor activity; ATP binding
Source: RefSeq, a predicted model, not a curated record
AGGUGCCUGAUGAACUGCCAGUAGUAAUUAAUGAAACUAAGGGACCUCUGAAGUUUAUGGAUGGUCUUGGGAUUUUCUCUUUUCUUCUCUUCUCUUGUCUUCUCUUGUGAUGUAUCUAAGACAUACUUCUUUCUGUUUACUUGCAUGUAUUGAAUGCUCUAAACUGGAAACAAUGUGAAUUGGGGUUUUAGAGCAUGACCUUGGGAAUCUCUGUUGUGUUAAGCUUUAGUGCAUUUGAAGUAUGAUAACACUUAGACAAUCAUGUGUCAUCCUCAUCUAUCUACUCUUUCUAUGCCUUGUCCAGGUGUUGGCUUCUAUGUUGGAGUUGUAUAACGAUCGGCUACAGGACCUCUUUGUGAGCCCAGCUGAGGCACUGUCAAAACGCAUUGAGAUUAAAAAGGACAAAAAGGGGCUUGUAUUUGCCCAAGGAGCAGAGGCAAAGGAAGCGACUAGUGCUGGCGAGCUCUUUGCUCUCUUUGAACUGUGCUCUGCCAACCGACAUAUUGCAGCUACCAAGAUGAAUAUAGAAAGCUCUCGCUCUCACCUGAUUAUAAGCAUCAUGUUGGAAAGUCGCAACCUGGCCAAUGGCAGCAUGACAUUUGGCAAACUGAACCUUGUUGACCUGGCAGGAAGCGAGAGAGCGGCGAAGACAGGAGCUAAAGAUGACCAGCUGAAGGAGGCUAAUUCCAUUAAUAAGUCUCUGAGUGCUCUUGGUGACGUGAUCUCAGCUCUGGCUAUGGAGCAAGCUCAUGUUCCGUACCGCAACAACAAGCUAACGCAACUCAUGCAGGACUCACUGGGGGGCAAUGCCAAAACCCUCAUGUUCCUCAAUAUCUCUCCUUCUGACUGCAACCUUGACGAGACCCUUACCUCACUCAUAUAUGCCUCCCGGGUGAAGGCCAUCACCAACCACGCACAGAGAAAUAUGGAGAGCAAAGAGAUCGCUCAACUCAAAGAGGUGAUUUUGAGACUAAAAUCAGGUCAAGCUGUGGAAGAGGAAGAUGUGUGAAUGAAGCUCACUCAAAUCCAGCACUGUUUCGAUCAAGUUUUUGGAGAUUUAUUGUUUGUUUAUUAUUAGACUGUGCUUGCACUGAUGAAUUAAGGCCCCAAAUAAAAUUAAUUAUGGGUGUUUUGCCUACAGUACACUAAAUUGCCCCUAAGUGUCAACAAGUGUGUGAAUGUUUGUUUGUGUGCAUGGUGUAUUUUGAAUCUAUACAUACAACAGCCCCAAAAUGAAUAUUCAUUCAUUCAGGCAAGCAAAAACCUUCAGUGUGUAAUAAGCAAACAAAUGAUCUAAUAAUGACCUUUUUAAACAAUGCUAGGUUCUGCUAUAAAGUAUAUAGCAUGAUGUUGUUGAAAGUGAUGUCCUUGUGUAAACUGAACUCCAUUUGGGUUGUCUGGCUAAUCUGCACCAUGGCCUUGCUGGAUGACGUUAUGCCGUUUGGGUGGAUGGUGGUUACACAAGUGUGUCACAUAAAACUCAGGGCAGGAAUGUUACAGCAAGCAUGUAAAUUCUCAAGACCAACUUUAUUUUGUGCUUAUCUUUGUAAAGCAUGCUCAAUCUAAUAAUAAUAAUAAUAAUAAUAAUAAUAAUAAUAAUAAUAAUAAAUAAACCUAAUAAAUUAAACCUUCAUAGACAAAUAGCGCUCAAGUGUCUCAAGUACCAAAACUAAUUCAUUAUUCACCAGUGGUUCCUAAUAAAGUUCUCAUUAUCUACUUCCCCGAUCUUAAUCCCAUCUAAUCUUGUGUAAUCUAAACCAGUCGAUUGUAACAACCUGUCAGUCAUCUCCAAGUUCAUUACUGGUGCACACACAAACAUGUCUAAAAGUCUGUCAAUUAACAAGAACUGUAUUUAUUUCAUUAGUUGCCAUAACAAUACAUUUAACUCACUUGAUA